Benincasa hispida (wax gourd) is the source of this 1362-nucleotide messenger RNA. Its product is annotated as transcription initiation factor IIE subunit beta-like. Gene Ontology annotation, molecular function: TFIIH-class transcription factor complex binding. The record is from RefSeq and is a predicted model, not a curated record. Gene Ontology annotation, biological process: transcription initiation at RNA polymerase II promoter. Gene Ontology annotation, cellular component: transcription factor TFIIE complex. Lineage: Eukaryota; Viridiplantae; Streptophyta; Magnoliopsida; Cucurbitales; Cucurbitaceae.
ACCAAAAACUGGUUGAGUUCCUUCCAUGGUCCGACGCCAUAUCUCAUUUUAACCUUCCUCAAAGCACUCGUCUCCCAUCUCUUUUCCCCCUCGCGCUUUCCCAAUUCCAUCUUCCAUCUUCAUCUUCCAUCUUCUCGACCUCCAUAGCUGCACAAACUGAACUUGAUUUCCACAAUCGACUCCAAUACAUAUACUGUCGACCCGCGAUCCCACCGUCGUCUUAUUCACGGCGGUCGAUUCUGGCCUGUCUAACCGAUGCAAUUUCUGGGUUGAGAAUAAUUGAAAACUCUGAGGGGAUUCAAUGGCGUUGCAAGAACAACUAGAUAGGUUUAAGAAACAGCAAGAAAGAUGUCAGACUACUUUGUCUGGCAUUGCUGCAGCCAAGUCUGCAUCCAAGUCUACACCCAAGUUUACGCCUGCACCAGCUGCUUCCAGACCUCCGGCUCCUGCUGUAAAAUUUUCAAAUGAUACUGAGAGACUUCAACACAUUAACAGCAUAAGGAAAUCCCCAGUUGGGGCUCAGAUCAAGAGGGUUAUUGACCUGCUGCUGGAGACAAGGCAAGCCUUUACACCUGAGCAAAUCAAUGAAGCAUGUUAUGUUGAUAUAAAUUCCAACAAGGCUGUCUUUGACAGUCUGCGGAAUAACCCAAAGGUGCACUAUGAUGGCAGGCGUUUCUCAUAUAAGUCCAAGCAUGACCUGAAGGAUAAGAAUCAACUUCUUUACUUGAUUCGGAAAUUUCCAGAAGGCAUUGCUGUCAUUGAUCUCAAGGAUGCUUAUCCAAGCGUUAUGGAGGACUUGCAAGCCCUAAAAGCCUCAGGCCAGGUCUGGCUUCUCUCAAACUUUGAUUCACAAGAAGAUAUCGCAUACCCAAAUGACCCUCGGAUUCAAAUCAAGGUAGACGAUGAUCUGAAGCAACUCUUUCGGGAGAUCGAAUUACCUCGUGACAUGCUUGAUGUCGAAAAGGAUCUGCAGAAGAAUGGGAUGAAGCCUGCGACCAACACUGCAAAGAGGCGAGCCAAUGCACAACAUGUUGCAUCCUCGAAACCGAAGCUGAAGAAAAAGAAGCAAGAGAUCAGCAAGAGGACUAAGCUUACCAAUGCACAUCUUCCCGAGCUCUUCAAAAACUAGAGAACCAUUUAGGUUGGGAUGCAACAAUAUUGUUUUCAUGGACUUUGUAGAUAGGAUUCAACCAUACCUUCUGUUUGGUGUAUUGCCUUUUCUUUUCCAUGAUAUUAUCAUAGAAUGAAAUGCUCCUGUGGUUUACUUUGUAUGUCUGCGCUUUUACAUCAAUUAAUUGAACAAAUGAAAUGUAAGAUAUAGGUUCAAUUAAACUGGAUAUAUGAUUUUAGAAGUUUAGCAUA